This is a messenger RNA of Astyanax mexicanus (Mexican tetra), 3733 nucleotides long. It is a transcript of the gene slc38a2, whose product is annotated as solute carrier family 38 member 2. The record is from RefSeq and is a predicted model, not a curated record. Gene Ontology annotation, molecular function: L-glutamine transmembrane transporter activity. Gene Ontology annotation, biological process: L-glutamine transport; amino acid transmembrane transport. NCBI's taxonomy places the organism in Eukaryota, Metazoa, Chordata, Actinopteri, Characiformes, Acestrorhamphidae. The transcript is spliced from 16 exons. Bases 342 to 1847 code for a protein of 501 amino acids.
AUAUAAACCGGAGCCGGUUACUCACCAUCUUACUGACUGACUGCGGACCAGGAGCACAGUGUUAUACCAUCUCUCUGUAUUUCUGCCCGUCUGGCCUGUUUUAAUCUUUCUGUCGUGUCGUGUUUUUUAUUUAUUGUAUUCGUGGUUUUCGGUUAGAGCUGUAGAAACGGUUAUUUUAUUCAGUUUCGAGCUGCUGCUGGUGUGAUAAAGGAUAAAUCCCAUUAAUUUCUCCACUGAUUCCUGGAACUGAACAGAGGACGAAGAAGCGCGUAACCAGAUAUAUUUCACAACCGCGAGCGAAGAACCCGCGAGGACCAGGGUUUUAGAUCCAGUUUCAGAGAAUGAGCAAAACCCCUGGCCAACCAGAGAUGAGUCGCUUCAAUAUUUCACCAGAUGAAGACAGCAGCUGCAGUUCCAACAGCAACGAUUACCAGGGUUAUCAAGAUUGCACUGGCAAGAAAGGCCCCAUCGGCAGCAGUCAGUAUGCGGACAUGGACGCAGAGAAUCAGAACUUCCUCCCACAUUAUGCAGCAAAGAAGAAAUAUGAAGAAGAAUAUCACCCUGGCACAGCCUCCUUCGGGAUGUCUGUAUUUAACCUGGGCAAUGCCAUCAUGGGCAGUGGAAUCCUGGGCCUGUCGUAUGCCAUGGCUAACACUGGGAUCGCCUUGUUUGUUAUUCUGCUUGUAGCCGUGUCCAUCUUCUCCCUCUACUCUGUUCAUCUGCUGCUCAAGACUGCCAAUGAAGGAGGUUCUUUGGUCUAUGAGCAGUUGGGCUACAAGGCUUUUGGCAUGCCAGGAAAGCUGGCAGCAUCUUGCUCCAUCACCAUGCAGAACAUUGGAGCCAUGUCCAGCUACCUCUAUAUUGUGAAGUACGAGUUACCAAUAGUCAUCAAAGCAUUUGUUGAAAACAGUGAUGGGAUGUGGUACACUAAUGGAGACUAUCUGGUGAUGCUUGUGUCUCUCAUCAUUAUUUUACCUUUGUCGCUGCUAAAAAAUCUGGGCUACCUCGGAUACACAAGUGGAUUUUCGUUACUGUGCAUGGUCUUCUUCGUAAUUGUGGUGAUCUACAAGACCUUCCAGAUCCCCUGCCCGCUGCCCAACGACAUCAUCAACAUGACACUGAACCACACAGUGGCACACAACAGCUCAGUCUGCACACCCAAAUACUUUGUCUUCAAUUCACAGACCGUGUAUGCUGUUCCCAUUCUCACCUUCGCUUUUGUGUGUCACCCUGCCAUUUUGCCCAUGUACGAGGAGCUCAAAGAUCGUUCUCGCAAGAAGAUGCAGGGUGUAGCCAAUGUGUCAUUUCUGGCGAUGUUCAUCAUGUACCUGCUGGCUGCUCUCUUUGGAUACCUGACCUUCAAUGAUGCCGUCGAGUCUGAGCUUCUGCACACAUAUUCCAAGGUUUACAAAUUUGAUGUCGUGCUGCUGAUUGUGCGUCUGGCUGUGUUGACUGCCGUCACUCUUACUGUCCCUGUGGUUCUUUUUCCUAUCCGUACCUCAGUCAACCAGCUGCUGUGUGCUUCUAAAGAGUUCAGCUGGAUCCGACACACCAUCAUCACUGUCAUCCUGCUGGCCUGCGUCAACGUGCUUGUCAUCUUUGUCCCCACCAUCAGGGAUAUCUUUGGAUUUAUUGGUGCUUCUGCUGCUGCUAUGCUGAUCUUCAUCCUGCCCUCUGCUUUCUACAUCAAGUUAGUGAAGAAGGAGCCUAUGAUGUCUGUCCAGAAGAUUGGGGCAUGCGUGUUCCUUGCCAGUGGAUUCCUUGUCAUGUUUGGUUCCAUGACUCUGAUUGUCCUGGACUGGAUUCACAAUGCUGGUGCUUCAGAGGCCCAUGGUGACGGUCACUGAGGGGUGUGGUCCCAGCUCAAGCGGCAGGCAGGCAGGUUGCUGCCUCUGUCCAGCCCGUCAAUACUGAGAUCACUAAAACUGCAAAAACUGAAUGAAAAAAAAAAUGCUCUCUUUCCAGCUCAGAGCAAAGACCUACAUACCAUUCUGAGAGAAUGUGCUGAACUUUGUACAGUAUGCUGUUAGGCCACAAAGAUGGUGAUUUUUCUUAUUUUUAUGUUGCUGUGAUCAGUUUUUCAGUUGUGUUCUGCUCUUCUGAUCGUUUUUUUAUUCAUUUUUUUUAUUUCAUUUAAAAAAUUUUUGUAGUUCUGGUGCAGUUGAAACACAUUGUUUCACGCGAUUGUUUCACAGGAACUGUGAGCGUCUUGCAGUUGAAAUAUCAGCUCAGCACGAGAUUGCUUCACAGCGUUCAGGUUUAGCUAUUCUGUCUUGCAACCAAAACCCGACCAGCUCCGAGCCGCAACACACAAAGCAGUGGCAACAAGAACUCGCUUUACUUAAGGCUACGGGCCUUAGCUUUUGACUUGUCUUUUUACCUUUGCCAAAAACUAUUUCCUACUGGUUUGUAUAUUUAAAAGCACUUAAUAUUCAGCACACACGUGAACGUCGUCAGCUCAAAACAUUACUACACUGCUUUGAGAGUAUUUGUUAAAAUGCCAUUUUGACUGUACUGCUUUUAGUGAACUUGUAAAAAACUUGCUUAGACUUGCUACUAACAAACAAAAGAAAACGCUUAUUCAUAGUUGUUGUUCACCCGAGGUCAUGGUUAGUGAAACAGCCGAAUGAACUUACUGUAACACACUGUAAUCUUAUUUGAGAACUAGGCAACAUCUUUUUAACAGCAAUAACUUCUUUGCUCAAAAGGCAAGACUGAAAGUUUGAUCGCUGUCCUUCUAUCUGUUAGAAGGAGCACCAAAGUUUUUCUUUAGGAAAGAAUGCAAUUUUAUUUUGACCACAUACAGUGGUUGCUCAGUAUUAAUGAGCCAUACAAUAUUGUGUAUGCUUUUUGAUGGCAGAGCCUCAUGUUGCUGAAAAACAAACGGUACAAUAAGACUUCCCAGAGGAGUGGAGAAAGGGGAAGAGGUUUUCAGUGUUUGUACGACUUGACUUGCCAUCUGUGUUAGCCAUCGGCAGCUUAAUGUUACUUUGCUCGUUCACCUGGGAUAAGUGAGAUUUAUGGAUAAGAGCAGAGAAGGAAAAAGGACAAGAGAACUGAUAAGACAUCCGUCACGUCCACUGGUCAGUCUGUCACGAGCCCUUUGAGUGAAAUGGUUGCCUGGGUGCAGCCUUCACAUACACACUAGUAAAACCUCACUGUGCUUCCAAUCGCUAACCUCAUAUGUCAUCUAAGAUGUUAUUGUCCAACACUUAUUUAUGGAAGAACAUCAAUGUAAUUUAAUCUAUUUUACUAUAUUUAUAUAUUGUAAAUAUUUGUAUAUACCAACCAGUUGAAGUGUGUGUAUAUAUAUAUAUAUAUAUGCGUUUUUUUGUUUUGUUUUUUGGUCAGUUUUGCUCAGUAUAUGGCAACUAUGAAAUCAACUGUUGAACUGAGUAGUCUUGUACAUGUAUUGCCCACUGGUUUGGGGUAUGGACUUUCUGUUGAUCAGUGAUAGGCUUUCCUCCACUACUGGCUGGAAGUGAGUGUGCAUUCGGAGGGGUUUCCUGAAGAGAGCACAAGAGAUGGUCCCCCCCACCCCCCAGCUUUAGCAACUUGUGGGUUGGCUGUGGCGCACAUUUCCUUUACACUACUACUAGACUGAUGUAGUUCAACAAAAGAGGGCUAAGAGAACGACCCUCGAGGCCAAAUCCUACAAGUGCUACACUCUUGUUUCAAUGAAACACUAUGUAUAUCCUGUAAUUAAUGAUCAUUAAAGUAUAAUGAUAACCCA